AGGUUGCGUUAUACGUACAUUUGAAAACGCAGUUCAGUGUAGUUAUCGGGUUUGGCCAAGGAAUAGUAACAUUAAACAUAAUGAACUCGACAAUUGAAGAAGAAACCAAAAUGUACUUUUAUGAGAACAGACUGAAAACCUUCGAGGGGUGGCCAUUUACCGAAGAUUGCAAGUGUACACCGGAGACCAUGGCCAGAGCAGGCUUUAUUCACACUCCUUCAGAGAACAGCCCAGAUAUUGCCAAGUGCUUCUUCUGUCUUAAAGAACUGGAGGGCUGGGAGCCACACGAUGACCCACAAGAGGAGCACAAAUCUCAUUCACCAUCCUGCCACUUCAUUGCUCUAAAGAAGAAAGUAGAGGAGCUGACUGUGGAGGAGUUCCUCAAACUACAGAAGGAGAGGCACAAGUUCAUUAUUAUCGGUUCCUGUAACCAGGCUAUCACCCAAUUUGAAACUGCAGCCAAAUUAAGAGGAGCAGAAAUUCUCAAGACUGCUAUGGAUGAAGAAUGAACUGGAAAUAGCUACUCUUUUCUUAUACAUGUUAUUUUAAAUUGUAUUCUGUUUCUGUUUUUGCUGAUUAAACUUGUACUUCGGUACCUAC
Messenger RNA from Betta splendens (Siamese fighting fish), 600 nucleotides. RefSeq names its product baculoviral IAP repeat containing 5a (gene birc5a). The transcript is spliced from 4 exons. Lineage: Eukaryota; Metazoa; Chordata; Actinopteri; Anabantiformes; Osphronemidae. The record is from RefSeq and is a predicted model, not a curated record. The coding region runs from base 81 to 509 and encodes 142 amino acids.